Molecule: messenger RNA, 354 nt
Organism: Lipotes vexillifer (Yangtze River dolphin)
Lineage: Eukaryota; Metazoa; Chordata; Mammalia; Artiodactyla; Lipotidae
Source: RefSeq, a predicted model, not a curated record
AUGGCACCGCCGCGCAAACUUCUCGAGCCCAGGCCCACUCCGCCCGCCGGCCCGCCACCCUCCCCCUUGCCCGGCGCUCGCGCUCCGCCGCGUUCUCCCGGCCGGGAGCCGGCAGAGGGGCGCAAGGACGCACGGCCCUACCCGGACAGGAAGUGGGUCCGUGUUUCCCACUCCUCGGCGGCCGCUCCUUCCUCCGCGGGAAGGGAAGGGCCGCGGAGGCCGCGGGCUGGCCGCGGGGUGGGCAGCUCGGCUCGGUGCUUCUGGAGGUGCGGGCUGUGGCCCUGGGGGGCUGAGAGCAGCUCAGGUUCGGUGUCGGCCGGCAUCCUCGUUGGCCACAGCGGCCUGCAUGGAUGA